Messenger RNA from Python bivittatus (Burmese python), 942 nucleotides. The record is from RefSeq and is a predicted model, not a curated record. NCBI's taxonomy places the organism in Eukaryota, Metazoa, Chordata, Lepidosauria, Squamata, Pythonidae.
CUAACCUCAUCCUUCAGGUCUUCCAGUGGUGUGACUGAAUUCACUUUUUCAGGUUUCACAGAUCAUCCAGAAUUGCAAGUUGUUCUCUUUAAUAUAUUCUUGGUGAUUUAUAUCAUCACACUGAGUGUAAAUCUAGGGAUGAUCCUGUUGAUCAACAUGGAUCCCCAGCUACAUACUCCAAUGUACUUCUUCCUCAGCCAUUUGGCCUUCCUGGAUGCCAGCUAUUCUACCUCUGUCACACCCAAGGCAAUGGCAGACUUUUUAGCUGAGAAGAAAACAAUUUCAUGGGCUGGAUGUGUUAUACAAUUCUUUAUAUUUGUUGCAUUGGUGACUACUGAAUUGUUCUUGCUAUCCGUCAUGGCGUAUGAUCGAUAUGUGGCCAUUUGCCAUCCAUUGCUUUAUUCCAGAAUUAUGUCCAAGAAAUAUUGUGUUUCCUUGGUGGUUGGUGUCUAUGGCUAUGGAUUUGUAAACUCUAUGAUCCAAACAGCAUUAACAUUCCAGUUAUCUUUCUGUGGUCCAAAUUUAAUUAACCACUUUUACUGCAGUGACCCGCCACUUCUAGCUUUAUCCUGCUCUGACACUCGGCCAAAAGAAAUCCAGCUUUUUGCCUUCAGUGCUAUCAAUUUAACUGGGUCCCUCUGCACAGUCAUUAUAUCCUAUAUCUAUAUUCUGAAUGCCAUCUUUGGAAAACAUUCUACUAGCAGAAGGCACAAAGCCUUCUCUACCUGUGCCUCUCACCUGACUGCUGUUGUGAUUUUCUAUGGCACCCUCUUCUUCAUGUAUGUGCAACCAAGCUCUUCUCAUUCUCUGAAUUAUGACAAAGUGAUUUCUGUGUUUUAUGCUGUUGUGAUCCCCAUGCUGAACCCCCUUAUCUAUGUUUUGAGAAACAAAGAAGUUAAAGGAGCCUUGAGAAGAAUGAAGGUUAAGAUAUUGCUUUCAUAG